Messenger RNA from Huiozyma naganishii CBS 8797, 249 nucleotides. RefSeq names its product Spo24p (gene SPO24). Lineage: Eukaryota; Fungi; Ascomycota; Saccharomycetes; Saccharomycetales; Saccharomycetaceae. Bases 1 to 249 code for a protein of 82 amino acids. The transcript has a single exon. The record is from RefSeq and is a predicted model, not a curated record.
AUGGCUUUCCUACCACUAUUGAACGCUGAAACUUCAGAACCCUUUGUUAUUCCUCACUUGUCCCCUGUGACGCCACAGGCCUCGAGGAAGAACUCAGACGCGUACUGCACCCAAUUGGACGCCCUGGACACCGCGCUGGCCAUCAACGCCGCCCUGGGCAAGAACAUGGAACUCGUGGAGGCCAACACGGCCUCUGCUGUCGGCGAUGCUCCCGCAAGAGGCAGAAAAGGUUCUUUGACGUUGCUGUGA